CUUUGUGCAGAAAUAUGGCAUUCAACCUAUCCAACAACAGUUAAGGUUGAGAAGUCGACAGCGGCUACAGAAGCCAAGAGGCAUUCCAGCUGUCCAGCAGCUCUUGAGGAUGGCAAGACACAGCAGCAACAGCCACAUACCUUUCCUGUCUGUGACUAUGAGACCGAAAUACUAUCUGGUGGAGAAGUACAUCAUCAGGUCCACAUAGGCAAGCCACCAUGUCAAUGCCACUUGUGCCCCGAAACCUUCCAACAUAGUUCCAGUCUCAAGACGCACCUGCGCACCCACACAGGCGAGCUGCCAUAUCAGUGCCCUUCGUGCAAUAAGAGCUUCCUGUCAAAAUGCGGUCUUACACAACACCAACGGGUUCACACAGGCGAGCGACCAUAUAAAUGUCACUUUUGCCCUAAAACCUUCACGAAGCGUAACAUUCUAACAGGUCACUUGCGCGUGCACACUGGUGAACGUCCAUUCCAGUGUUCCUUCUGCUCGCAAAACUUCUCGCAACACUCCACCCUGUCAGCUCAUAUACGCAUUCACACAGGCGAGCGGCCAUACCGUUGCACUGUCUGCUCCAAGACUUUUGUGCAAAGCAAUAACUUGACAACACACAUGAAAUCACAACACAGUAAAUAACCAGCCACAUAUGUGUAAGUUGAUCUUGUGUACGUAUUUCUAAACUUCACAUGUACACAUUAUGCUCCGUGUAUUUUAAAAUAGUAAAUCAUAUGUUGAUAGUCUGCGCUCGUGUUUGUUACGUUCAUUGUCCCAUCCUCAUUCAGUUUACCCAAAGUUCAAAUGGGCUUUAUUUUAUAUAGUGUUCUGUUUUAUUCAAAUGACAUUUUAACAGCAAAGCUGUUUAAGCUAGCUGUAAUUUGUGCAGCCUAUCAGAAAACUAUUAUCAUGAAUGGGUGUGUGCCACAAAAAUUGGACAAAUCCCACUACUACUCACCACUGGUCCACUAAAAAUUGAGAUGGCUAUCAUCACGGCUAUGUGCCACAGAAAUUGGGCAAAUCCCACUACUCACCACUGGUUCACUAAGAGAGAGAGAGAGAGAAAGCUACAGAAAGAAAGAGAUAGAUAAAAAUAGAGAGAAAUAAUGGGAAUAAAGACAAAAAAUAGAAAGAGAGAGAAAGAGAUUGAAAAGAAAAUAGAUCAAGACAGAAAUGAAGAGAUAAAGAAAGGGGUGUUCUAUGAGAGGUGCAAACGCUCGGUUUGGAGUUUCAACAUUCGGGGCAUGAUUGACCUAGCUAAAGCAUAGCAACAUCCUAGAAACAACCAGAUUAAACCUCACAAUUGUCCGGUUUCACUAUU
Messenger RNA from Rhipicephalus sanguineus (brown dog tick), 1315 nucleotides. RefSeq names its product zinc finger protein 1 homolog. Gene Ontology annotation, biological process: regulation of transcription by RNA polymerase II; central nervous system development. NCBI's taxonomy places the organism in Eukaryota, Metazoa, Arthropoda, Arachnida, Ixodida, Ixodidae. The record is from RefSeq and is a predicted model, not a curated record. Gene Ontology annotation, cellular component: nucleus. The annotation marks the transcript as partial. Gene Ontology annotation, molecular function: RNA polymerase II cis-regulatory region sequence-specific DNA binding; DNA-binding transcription factor activity, RNA polymerase II-specific. The transcript has 2 exons.